GAUCAUGGCUACCAACCGUAUCGACAUCCUGGACUCUGCGCUGCUGCGGCCGGGCCGGAUUGACCGGAAGAUUGAGUUUCCGCCGCCGAACGAGGAGGCCCGCCUCGACAUCCUGCGCAUCCACUCGCGCAAGAUGAACCUCACCAGAGGCAUCAACCUGCGCAAAAUCGCCGAACUGAUGCCCGGCGCAUCGGGCGCAGAGGUCAAGGGUGUCUGUACGGAGGCGGGCAUGUACGCGCUGCGCGAGCGGAGGGUGCACGUCAACCAGGAGGACUUCGAGAUGGCCGUGGCCAAGAUCAUGCAGAAGGACUCGGAGAAGAACAUGUCCAUCAAGAAGCUGUGGAAGUAGUGGAGGGGAGGGAGGGACCGACCGCUCCCUGCCGGCGUCCCUGGACCGGUGGCACUCUCUCAUACCGACGUCUGCCGUCGAUCUGUGUUCGGGCGGUCUUGUAACGCGCUCAGCUGCGACAACAUGUUUCUCUAUUGUCAUCGCUGGAUUACAAUAAAUCACACUGUGUCUGAA
Messenger RNA from Amphibalanus amphitrite, 523 nucleotides. RefSeq names its product 26S proteasome regulatory subunit 8-like. Gene Ontology annotation, biological process: proteasome-mediated ubiquitin-dependent protein catabolic process. Gene Ontology annotation, cellular component: proteasome regulatory particle, base subcomplex. Lineage: Eukaryota; Metazoa; Arthropoda; Thecostraca; Balanomorpha; Balanidae. Gene Ontology annotation, molecular function: proteasome-activating activity. Bases 5 to 349 code for a protein of 114 amino acids. The transcript has 2 exons. The record is from RefSeq and is a predicted model, not a curated record.